UAUGGGCACACUGUUUUAAGGACCUUCAGCUGAUUGGCUGAUUGGCUAGAAAAAGCUAGGUAAUAGCCAAACUGGCAUCACUGAUUGUUAUUUUCACGAGCCAUUAAGCCAGUAUAGGCGCAGUUGCAGACCACCCGAAUGAAGUAGAGAUCGAAGCGACUAAGCCACAUCCGACUGAGAUGACUAUCUCAGGUGUUCCAUUGGGUACAGAUAAAAUGAACAAAUUUAGGUAUUUUGUGGGUUUGGUGACCCAGUCCCGCUCCAUUUCGCAUUCGAAUCCCAAGGAGCAGAUUCUCAACUUCCUUACCUAUGGACUGCUAGUCAUUGUGGCCCUCUGCGCCGGAUUUCUGCUGUGGGACCUCUCCAACAGCCCCCACGAUGGAUUCUUCCAUGGGAAAAGGGAAUCCCAUACCCUGGUGCUAGAUCUGGGGAACAUUCAGGAGGUGCCCAUCAACCCAGAAGCUGAGCAGCGAGCGCGGAAUGUAAACUGCACUUUUUGGGACUGCCUGAACAUUUACAAAUGCGAGCACGACCGCCUGAAGGUGUAUAUCUAUCCGCUGCAGGAUUUUGUGGACGAACGCAGCGACAAUGUGGCUAGCACCCUCUCGAGCGAGUACUUCCAGAUCCUAGAGGCAGUGCUGAAGAGCCGCUACUACACCUCCAAUCCUAACGAAGCGUGCCUCUUCCUGCCCAGCUUGGACUUGCUCAAUCAGAACAAUUUUGACAAGCACUUGGCCGGCGCUGCAUUGGCAUCCUUGGACUUCUGGGAUCGCGGAGCAAACCAUAUCAUCUUCAACAUGCUGCCCGGUGCGGCUCCAUCGUACAACACCGUUUUGGACGUAAACACGGAUAAUGCAAUUAUUUUUGGCGGUGGCUUCGACUCCUGGUCAUAUCGUCCGGGUUUCGAUGUUUCCAUUCCCGUAUGGAGUCCGCGCCUGGUGCCGCAGCAUGCUCAUGCAACAGCUCAGAGGAAAUUCCUCCUGUUAGUGGCUCAGCUCAAUAUACUGCCUCGCUUCGUAAGAACCAUGCGAGAGGUGGCGUUGGCCCAUAAUGACCAGAUGCUGCUACUGGGAGCCUGUGAGAACAUGGAUCUGACUUCUAGAUGCCCAGUAUCCCAGCACCACAAGUCUCUCGAAUACCCAAGACUGCUUUCCCGCGGAAAGUUCUGUCUGAUCACCAAAAGCCUUCGCUUGGGGCAGCCGGACUUGGUGGAGAUCAUGUCCCAGCACUGCAUUCCUGUAGUUGCUGUGGACAACUAUAUAAUGCCCUUCGAGGAUGUCAUCGAUUGGUCCCUCGCCUCUGUGCGUAUUCGGGAGUCUGAACUGCAUUCCGUAAUGCAGAAGCUCCAAGCCAUUUCGAAUAUAAAGAUCGUGGAAAUGCAGAAGCAGGUCCAGUGGCUCUAUUCCAAAUACUUCAAGGACUUGAAAACUGUGACACUGACUGCUUUGGAGAUACUGGAGAGUCGCAUCUUUCCUUUGCGGGCCCGCAGCAGUCGCAAGUGGAACGUCAUCGAUACAAAUGCCCGCUCCACCUUUAAUCCGCUCUUCUUGCCCACCCUGGCGCCCAAAUCCCAGGGAUUCACAGCAGUUAUUCUCACAUACGAUCGUGUGGAGAGCCUCUUCUUGCUGAUUCAGAAGUUAUCCGUUGUUCCAUCGCUGCAAAGUAUCCUGGUCGUUUGGAAUAACCAGAAAAAGUCUCCUCCGCACUUGUCUACAUUUCCCUCCAUCUCCAAGCCUUUGAAGAUCCGACAAACCAAGGAGAACAAGCUAUCUAAUCGUUUUUAUCCCUAUCCGGAAAUUGAAACUGAAGCCAUACUAACCAUAGAUGAUGAUAUCAUCAUGCUGACCACAGACGAGCUGGAUUUCGGUUACGAAGUUUGGCGCGAGUUUCCCGACCACAUAGUAGGCUUUCCGAGCCGAAUUCACGUCUGGGACAACAACACCAUGCGCUGGCACUACGAAUCCGAGUGGACAAACCAAAUAUCCAUGGUCCUGACGGGCGCUGCCUUUCAUCAUAAGUUCUGGAGCCACAUGUACACCCAUGCCAUGCCGGGCGAUAUCAAGGACUGGGUUGAUGAACACAUGAACUGCGAGGACAUUGCCAUGAACUUCCUAGUGGCCAACAUCACGAAUAAUCCACCGAUCAAGGUUACUCCAAGGAAGAAAUUUAAGUGCCCCGAGUGCACCAACACAGAGAUGCUGUCCGCCGACUUGAAUCACAUGCGAGAGCGUUCGGCCUGCAUCGAUCGCUUCUCGAAAAUCUACGGACGCAUGCCGCUACGCACGGUGGAGUUCAGAGCGGACCCCGUACUGUUCCGGGACAAUUUCCCCGAAAAGUUGAAGCGAUACAACGACAUUGGCAGCUUGUAAGCCGCAAAACAUUCCAUUGGAAUUAGGAGAUAUACCAAAGACUUGGAAUAGCGUUCAACUACAGUGGGGAGACCGAUUUUGUCGAAGUUGCAAUAUGAAGAACAUAUCUCUUGGCUAUAUUUGGCCAUUUAUGCUAGAUCUCAGUCUGCAUCUAUAUAUCUAUAACCAGAGAGUAGAUUCUGUUUAGAAAGACGGCUUGUUGUCUUCAGAAAUCGAUGCUCUUUGUAGGCAAAAGUGAGUUGUUGGAUUGGAUUGGCUUUUAUGAGUUGACUGUUAACUUAAUUUAUUUAUAAGUUCACUCUCUUAGACCCUAGUUAUUGAAUAGAAUUCAGGACCGCUGCAUGUAAUAGAAAUUACGCGAACAUUAAAAGUUGAUAUUACCAUAAAAA
This is a messenger RNA of Drosophila ananassae, 2758 nucleotides long. It is a transcript of the gene sotv, whose product is annotated as exostosin-2. Gene Ontology annotation, cellular component: membrane. Bases 180 to 2369 code for a protein of 729 amino acids. The record is from RefSeq and is a predicted model, not a curated record. NCBI's taxonomy places the organism in Eukaryota, Metazoa, Arthropoda, Insecta, Diptera, Drosophilidae. Gene Ontology annotation, molecular function: glycosyltransferase activity. The transcript has 4 exons.